Messenger RNA from Galdieria sulphuraria, 1898 nucleotides. RefSeq lists its product as uncharacterized. The record is from RefSeq and is a predicted model, not a curated record. Lineage: Eukaryota; Rhodophyta; Bangiophyceae; Galdieriales; Galdieriaceae. The coding region runs from base 20 to 1843 and encodes 607 amino acids. The transcript is spliced from 2 exons. Gene Ontology annotation, molecular function: protein binding.
UCGUGUUGUUGACGAUCGGAUGCUCUUGACCACUGUUCAACAUAUUGCUCGGCGUUUCUAUUCCAAAUGUUAUUGGUUGGAGAGCUGUUCAUAUGUACACUACUAUAGUUAUCGGGGACAACCUCCAAUGCGACAUAUUGCACACGUUUCUGAUUCGACUGUUGUCUUCAAAGAUAGGUCAGCCAACGUGAGUCAUUUGCAACAUAUGAUAGUUUCAGGAGAGUUGGACCAAGUGAGUUUGUAUUUACAUCAAGCAGUAAAGAAUAGACGUCAGCUCACUAUGGAAGAGCUGGAGCUUAUACUUUAUAGUUGUGCAAAAGUUGGUGACUGUUCUUUGGCAGAAUCCAUAUUUAGGCUUGUUGAACAAAAGUUUGGUGAACCUUCUCCACAGUGUUGUCGUUUAUUACUGGAAUGUUAUUCUUGGUCAGGAAACUUGGAACUCAUUUGGCAACGUUUGGAGAAACUAGUCAAAGAUAAUCGUCACCUUGAUGCAGAAACAUUUCAACUGAUGCAUCACUCUAUUCUAAUAUUUCAACGAGGAGACAAGGGAAAAUUAGAUCAACUACAUCAACUAGGUACUUGUAGUUAUCCCGAACAAUAUGAACGUUUUAUGUCCUUUCCAAGUCACUCUAUUUCAACUCUCCUCAUUCAACAUAGCUUUCAUGAAGAUACCAAACAAUUGAGACGAGUAUUCCAUCGAUAUGUGGGUCGCCAUGCUUUGGACUUGUGGACUUUGAGAAUCGCAACUAUUGCAUUUCUUCGUUGUGGUUAUUCUUUGGCUUUGGAAAUAACUCAAUUCAUUCAUGAUCGCUUCCAAAGUGACUUUGAGUCAAAGGAUAUCUCCUCAUCUACUAAGCUGUUAACGAUUCAUGAUCAUCAUUUCUUAUGGAACGAUAUUGUGAGUCGCAUUUGUAUCAGAGCUUCAUUACCACCACGUUUGAAGCCAUUGGCAAUGUUAUCGAUGCAAAUUGUAGAACGUUUGAUGGAGUCCUCUUUGGUUCUGGAGGAAACUACCCAACUACGGUACCUAAGUUUAAAAAGGUUUCACUCUUCUUUUUUGCUUGAUUGGCAGGAUGAUUGGCAACGAUAUUUACUGCAACAGUCCAUUCCAGGUACAGCUUCUAAACAAAGUUAUCAUGGAAUGUUGAGAGCUUUAAUGAUUCCAAGUAAACCGAGUGCUUACUUAUUAGGAGAAAGUGAAUAUUUAUGGAAAGAAAUGGAGAAUUGUGGAUGGUUACCUGAUUUGGACUCUUAUUUUCUUCUAAUAUCGCAUUUUGCAUUGAAUAGAGAACUCAAUCAUGCUUUGCAAUGUUACAAAUAUAUGUGUGAUACCGGUUUCUAUCCCACUACUUAUAUUCUUUACCAACUGUUGGAAGCUUGUACGAAAUCAAAAAGAAUAAGCAAUCGUCUUACUUUUUUCCGAGACCAUGAAAACAUUUUUAUACGCAAAGAUAUUGCUCCGUGGUAUUUGAGAUCGAUUUUACAGCAACAGCAACAAAAUCUUCAUACUCAUUCAGAAUCCAGUGAUACUCUUUGGUCUCGUCAUCGUUAUGGUAUCUCUGCGUUGUUGGAACAAAAUGCAGAUAUUGCACUCAAACUAGCUACCGAAUGGUCUCGUUGGCAAUUGCCGGUGAAAACAGUUGCAUUUGUGAAAUUGGCACAAAUAUUAGCAGAUGCAGGACGACAGGAAUGUAUAGAUGUAUUAUCUCAGAUGGAAAGCCAUGGAAUGGAAUUGAGAGAAUAUUUUCUAGCAAGUUUGUUGAAAAGAUUUUUGUAUAAUGAAAUAUCCUCAAGCACAUCAUCCAUGGAUGGUGGACUCGUUGUUGCUUUAUUAUUCGGAUGACUCUCAAUUUCAUCAAAUCUUGCCUCUCAUUGUUCAUUCCGUAAAAGAUAAUCAC